GGCGUCGUAGGAGGCGGCGGCGGAAUGGGCGGAGGCAUGGGUGGCGGCAUGGGCGGAGGCAUGGGCGGCGGCAUGGGAGGCAUGGGCGGCGGCGGGCCGCCCAUGGGCAUGGGCGGCGUUGAGUCGGAGGACAUAAUGAUCCCGGACCGGAUGGUGGGUCUCAUCAUCGGCCGCGGCGGCGAGUCCAUCAGCCGGCUGCAGGCCGAGUCGGGCGCCAAGAUCCAGAUGUCGCCGCAGUCGAUGGACCCCACCUCGGAGCGCACGUGCACACUGACGGGCUCGCGCGCCGCCAUCGAGCGCGCCAAGGAGCUGAUUGACGCCAUCGUGGCGUCGCGCGCCAACGAGCGCGACCGCGACCGCAUGAUGGGCGGCGGCGGCGGCGGCGGUGGCGGCGGCGGCCUCAGCGACAUGAUGGGCGAGCAGCCGGGCCAGACCACCUCCGAGAUGAUGGUGCCCAGCUCCAAGGUCGGCCUCAUCAUCGGCAAGGGCGGUGAGACGAUCAAGCAGCUGCAGGACAACAGCGGCUCCAAGAUGGUGGUGGUGCAGGACGGCAUAUACGCCAGCGCGCCCGAGAAGCCGCUGCGCAUUACCGGCGACCUCAAACAGAUCGAGCGCGCCAAGCAGCUGGUGUUCGACCUGAUGGCCGAGAAGGACAACUACGGCCCUGGCGGUGGCGGCGGCGGCGGCGGCGGGGGCGGCGGCGGCGGCCGCAUGGGCGGCUACGGCCGCGGCUACGGCAGCAGCUCGCAGGAGGUGACGGUGCCGCAGGCGGCCGUCGGCGUCGUCAUCGGCAAGGGCGGCGAGAUGAUCAAGAAGGUGCAGAACGACACGGGCGCCAACAUUCAGUUCCAGCAGAACAUCAGCGGCCGCAACGAGCGGCUGGCGACAGUGACGGGCACGCCCGACCAGAUCGAGCACGCCAAGGUCAUCAUCCAGGAGCUGAUCGAGAGCGUGAUGAAGCGCGACCAGAUGGGCGGCCGCGGCGGCGGCGGCGGCUGGGGCGGCGGCGGCGGCUACGGCCGCGGCCCCGGCGGGCCCAUGGGCCGCGACGGCAAACAGGAGCCAUGCGGUCCCGGCGGCCCGGGCGGUCCGUUCGGCGGUCCCGGCGGUCCCGGCGGCCCGGGACCGGGCGGACCGGGCGGCCCCUACCCGCCGCAGGGCUGGGGCAACAACUUCCACAACCCGGGCGUGUGGGGCCAGCAGCAGAACGACCCCGGUAAACAGGACGGCGGCUGGAACAGCUACUACGCCCAGUACUACGGCGGCCAGGGCGGCCAGGCGCCCGGCGGCCCCGGCCCCGGUCCCGGCCCCGGCCCGCAGCCGCAGGCAGCGCCAGGCAACGCGCCCGGCAUGAACCCCGGCGGCGGCCAGGACUUCAGCGCCCAGUGGGCCGAGUACUACCGCAACAUGGGCAUGAUCCGCGAGGCUGAGGCCAUCGAGCAGCAGAGCAAGGCCAACAAGGCGGCGGCCGGCGGCGGCGGCGCGCAGCCGGCGGCCGCGCAGCCGGCGGCGGCUCAGCCGGCCGCCAACGGCGCGCAGGCCGACUACAGCGCUCAGUGGCUGGAGUACUACCGCUCUCAGGGCCUGAUGGCCGAGGCCGAGAAGCUCGAGCAACAGAUGAAGAGCAGCAAGCAGCAGCAGCAGCAGCAGCAGCCACAGUCGCAGGCC
Pollicipes pollicipes is the source of this 1668-nucleotide messenger RNA. Its product is annotated as far upstream element-binding protein 2. Gene Ontology annotation, molecular function: RNA binding. Gene Ontology annotation, biological process: regulation of DNA-templated transcription. NCBI's taxonomy places the organism in Eukaryota, Metazoa, Arthropoda, Thecostraca, Pollicipedomorpha, Pollicipedidae. The record is from RefSeq and is a predicted model, not a curated record. The transcript has 8 exons. The annotation marks the transcript as partial.